AUGGUCGCCGUGCUCCUCCGGGGACAGUUGAGGUCGUACCCUGCCAAUGGCCAUGGAAUAUUUCUCCCACAAAUUCGGAAGCUUGUCUUCGAGUACUGUGACAAAUGGCCUUCCUCUGCAAAUACUCGCACAUACAUUCUCAAUCACCUUGAAUCUUUGGCGUGCGCCAACCCCCAUGUAGAGGUCGUGGUCAGGCAACGCACUUACAAGGAGCCCAUUGUUCGUGGGUACUACGUCAACAAUCGCGACAAAGUCAUCCCGCUGAAUGGCUUCGAAGUCACCGGCAUUGAAAAAAAAGUAGAGCUUCUCCUCGAUUCAUCGGGCGCCAAGAUCAGAGCCCUGAAGAAACCGGUGGAAAGCUCGACGGAAGCCACCAGGGGCAUCUGGAGUGGACUCCAUGCCGAACGUCCCAGACUGUAA
Molecule: messenger RNA, 420 nt
Organism: Desarmillaria tabescens
Lineage: Eukaryota; Fungi; Basidiomycota; Agaricomycetes; Agaricales; Physalacriaceae
Product: thioredoxin-like protein
Exons: 2
Coding region: 1-420 (139 amino acids)
Biological process (GO): mitochondrial translation
Cellular component (GO): mitochondrial large ribosomal subunit
Molecular function (GO): structural constituent of ribosome
Source: RefSeq, a predicted model, not a curated record